Colletotrichum spaethianum is the source of this 2037-nucleotide messenger RNA. RefSeq names its product poly [ADP-ribose] polymerase 2-B. The record is from RefSeq and is a predicted model, not a curated record. Bases 1 to 2037 code for a protein of 678 amino acids. NCBI's taxonomy places the organism in Eukaryota, Fungi, Ascomycota, Sordariomycetes, Glomerellales, Glomerellaceae. The transcript is spliced from 4 exons. Gene Ontology annotation, molecular function: NAD+ poly-ADP-ribosyltransferase activity.
AUGCCCCAAGAAGAUCUGGCAGGACAGCUGCCCCGGCGACCGCUCCAGCUCCAGCUCCAGCUGCUCAGCCAUUGGACGGUGCCCGGCACCUUUGACAAGAAGCGCACCGAGCUCGAGUCCUGGCUCUCUUCCCUCGGCGCUGGUAUCGCAAAGUCCAUCACCAAGAAGACAACCCAUCUCAUCACUACGCCAGAGGACUUCAACGCCGUCACCACAAAAGUUGCCUCUGCCCAGAAGAGCGACGUCGCCGUUGUCAGCCUGCAGUGGGCCGAGGAUUGCGAAUCUCAGGGGACCCUCCUCCCCAAAACUGGCUACGAGUAUGGUCAGCAAGCAGCCCAGCAGGCAGCUCCUGCCCCGGCAAUCAACGGGUCCAAGAAGAACGGAGCUUCAUCAAAGGCCAAUGGAUCCCAACAGAACGCCUCACAGUCGCAGUCGCAGGCCAGUGCAGCGCCCAAGGCCAAUGGCUCGAGCAAGAAGCGCACCAAGGCCGACGACCAAUCCGACAACGAGGCCGAUGCCAAGCCUAAUGUGAAGAAGCUAAAGGCCGCCACCGGAGCCAAGGGCACCAAAAAGAGCACCGGCGACGCUGAUGACAAGACCGACGUGAAGAAGCAAGCAGCAGCAGCAGCAGCAGACACCAAAGACAAGACGGCCGGCGGUAGCCAGGUCGUCUCCAAGGGACUUAACAUUCCCCUCGAUGAGGGAUGCAAGGUUCAGGGGACCGUCUACAUCGCCCCUGACGGCGUUAUUUACGAUGCAUCACUCAACCAGACGAAUGCUACGAACAACAACAACAAGUUCUAUCGCGUCCAGCUCGUUCAAAAUGGGACGACGUACAAAACGUGGACCCGCUGGGGCAGAGUCGGCGAAUGGGGCCAAUGCGCAGUCCUCGGUGACGGCACCCUCAAUGAUGCUCUCAGCAACUUUGACAAGAAGUUCAAAGACAAGAGUGGCCUGGCUUGGGCCAACCGUGGAGAUGACCCUAAGCCUAAAAACAAGAAUACCAUUCUUCGCGGAUUCCAGGCACUCAAGGACCUGGGUGCGCUCUUCAACGAUCCCACGCUUGCUGACUCCAAGUACAGCAUGACUGUACCAGCAGCAACCGAGCACCUAUCCAACCUGUACUACACCUUGAUUCCUCACGCGUUCGGCCGUAAUCGUCCUCCCAUCAUUCGGAGUGGUGACAUGCUGAAGAAGGAAAUCGAUUUGCUCGACAGUCUCUCUGACAUGAAGGUUGCGUCUGAUCUUAUGAAGGUCGAUCGCAAGGGUCACGAUGUUCACCCCGCCGAUAGACAAUACCAGGGUCUCGGAAUGGAUGAGAUGACCCCCAUUGAUCCCAAGAGCUCAGAGUUCACCCUCCUUUCCGAGUAUCUCCAGAAAACCAGGGGUGCAACCCACUCUGUCAACUACAAAGUUGAGGACAUCUUCCGCAUCGAACGGCAGGGCGAGUUGGAGCGCUUUGAGAAGAGCGAAUUCUCUUCCAUUAAGUCUGACCGGCGCUUGUUGUGGCACGGCUCUCGUGUGACAAACUACGGUGGUAUCCUUAGUCAGGGUCUGCGAAUCGCGCCCCCCGAGGCUCCGGUGACUGGAUACAUGUUCGGCAAGGGCAUCUAUCUCGCAGACAUGUCCUCCAAGUCGGCAAACUACUGCUAUUCCGGUUACUCCGGCGGCCAGGCCUUGCUGUUGCUCUGUGAGGCUGAGCUUGGCGACCCAAUGCAGAAGCUCACUAACUCGAGGUCCAAUGCGGGCGAAACCGCUCGUGCGAACGGCAUGUGGUCAACCUGGGGCCAGGGGAGAACCGGUCCGAGCCAGUGGAAGGAUGCCGGCUGCGUUAACCCAUCGCUCAAGGGUAUCAAGAUGGUGAGGAUGAUCCGCAUGCACUCUGAUACAAGAAUUGUCGCUAACGUUCAACAGCCCGACGUCAGCGUGCUGCCAGGUGACACAAACAUCCCCAACGCAUCGCUCCAGUAUAAUGAGUACAUUGCCUACAAUCUUGCCCAAGUCCGCCUCCGCUAUCUGUUCCGCGUCAAAAUGUAA